AUGAACAAUUUGUUUGUACAGCCUGACAUAUCAUUUGAUACAGAUGCCUGCAACCAAUCUUACUCUGGAAGGAUAACUAACGGAGUCAUAAAAAGUUUCAACUAUCCAUUCGAUUACAUAAACAACCUCAGCUGCACAUACAAGUUCUACUUCAGUGAUGCCCAGUACACGACUUCUAAAAAAAUUUGUUUCAAAACGAGAAGGUUUGAUCUGGAGAGGUCGAUUGCGUACUGCACAUUCGACUACUUGCAGAUUGAGGACAAUAAAUACUGCGGCAGGGGUCUGUGGCAGAAGGGACUGUACGACCCGAAGCAACCAACGUCAUCAUUGUGGGUCAACAACCUUUGCUGGAGCCUGAAUUAUGUGGAAACAUUCGAGUUGAAGUUCGUGAGUGACUCAAGUGUGGUCGGGGCAGGAUUUUAUUUUGAGUACAGCAUCAUCAACAACACCACAGACUUCUCCCACCAGUAUCCAGAUUCAAAGAUUGAUAAAUAA
Molecule: messenger RNA, 495 nt
Organism: Helobdella robusta
Lineage: Eukaryota; Metazoa; Annelida; Clitellata; Rhynchobdellida; Glossiphoniidae
Exons: 4
Coding region: 1-495 (164 amino acids)
Source: RefSeq, a predicted model, not a curated record